This is a messenger RNA of Exophiala viscosa, 828 nucleotides long. Its product is annotated as NADH dehydrogenase. Lineage: Eukaryota; Fungi; Ascomycota; Eurotiomycetes; Chaetothyriales; Herpotrichiellaceae. The record is from RefSeq and is a predicted model, not a curated record. Bases 276 to 704 code for a protein of 142 amino acids. The transcript has 3 exons.
GGCCUGCAAGAAGCUCGGCUUCCAAGUUCAUUGAACCUGCACGAGGUCAUUGCAGGUUGUAGAGCACAAGUUCUGAAGAACUCUGCUCCAGUCUACUCGGAGAAGCGCUUUCGACCCUUGUCGCUUGAAUUCAAGAGUCCACUGCAUUGAAAGCAGCGGUUGGUGGAGGAAGCGGCCUGACUGCAACUCGACCCCCAUCAUCGAGUCCGAGCCAACGACAUCACCUUCGCCUUACACUCACAGCCACCCUCUCUCUCACUUCACAGUCGAACAAGAUGCCUACUCCCGAGUCAGAGCUCUUCUUGGCCAAGAAACCAAAAGUACCACCCACGUUUGAAGGUGUCGACUUCUCCGACAAUCAGGCUGUUGCGGAUGCCAGAGAUGCGAUUGUACGAGAACAAUGGGUGGGCCAGAUGAUGCAAAGAUUAGUGGGCGAAGAGAUGGGAAAGUGCUAUCUACGGGAGGGCGUCAACCACCUUGAAAAGUGCGGCAAAUACAGAGAACGAUACCUGCAGCUAUUAAAAUCGAACAAAGAGAAAGGUUACCGUGGGCGACAACAGAACUACCUUCCAGGCGUCGAUGGUCCUGCGGGUGGUCCAGCCAUUCAUACCGACUACCCUUCAGCACAGGAAGCCAAAGGAGCGAAAGGUUCCGAUUACCGGGCUGGUAACACCACUGGUCAAGGAGGCAACACGCUUUACUAAGACGAGGACAUCAUUCAAGGAGUUUCAAGGGAAGAAAUGUACAUAUUAUCUGGACGACUGGCGACGAAGUCUGGGAGUGCAGAUGGAAUACCAAUAUUUAUUCGACUGAUCACAUGAACUGCUG